CGCUAAGGCCGAAUGUAUGUCCCAAUUCGAGCUGCGACUUUGAUCUCCACACGGGGACUCUUGGAAGAAAAGCUUCAAAUCCUUCAUAAACGCGCCAACCUUAACCACAUUAAACAACUUUACGCACAAAUCAUCAAGCAGGACCUCCACAAUGACUUGUAUAUCGCAACGAAACUGGUUUCUUCUUUGUCCCUUUGCCGCCAAUUGGGGUUGGCUAUUAAGGUUUUUAAUUAUGUUCAAGACCCUAAUGUUCAUUUGUACAAUACUUUGAUAAGCGCUUGUGUGCAAAACUCUAAGAAUGUUCACGCUUUUAGGGUCUUCUUUGAAAUGCAAAAGGAUGGUGUUUUUGCUGAUAAUUAUACGUACCCCUUUAUUUUAAAGGCGUGUGGUGGGCAAAAUGGGUUAAAAGUUGUACAAAUGAUACAUACCCUGAUAGAGAAAUGUGGGUUUUUGAGUGUUAUUCCUGUGAUUAAUGCGUUAAUUGAUAGUUACUCAAAGUGUGGUGUGGUUGGUGUUAUUGCAGCUAAGAAGUUGUUUAUGGUUCUGGGUGAGAAAGAUAUCGUGACGUGGAAUUAAACGAUUUAUGGGUUGGUGAAAAGUGGGGAGUUGACUGAAGCUCAAAGGCUGUUUGAUGAAAUGCCUGAGAGAGAUAGGAUUACUUGGAAUACGAUGUUAGAGGGGUAUGCAAAGGCUGGAUAAAUGAACUUGGCAUUUGAAUUGUUUGAAAAAAUUCCAGCGAGAGAUGUUGUUUCGUGGUCGACGAUGAUUUGGGGGUAUAGUAAAGCUGGAGAUAUGGAGAUGGCAAAAUUGUUGUUCGAUAGGAUGCCAGUUAAGAAGUUGAUUCCUUGGACUAUAUUAAUAUCUGGGUUCGCUGAAAAGGGGAUGACGAAGGAGGCAAUGAGAUUGUAUGAUGAAAGGGAGGAGGUUGGAUUGAAGCCGGGUGCUUGGACUGUUAUUAGAAUAUUGGCUGCUUGCGCUGAGUCAGGUUUGCUUAGUUUGGGGACGAAAGUUCAUACUUCUAUUGAGAGGAAUAGGUUUAAAUGUAGUACGAAUGUGUCCAAUGCCUUAAUUGAUAUGUAUGCAAAGUGUGGUAGCUUGGACAAGGCUGUGAGCGUCUUUAAUGUGACACCAAAGAAAGAUGUGGGGUCUUGGAAUGCUAUGCUACAAGGAUUUGCGAUGCAUGGUCAUGGUGAGAAAGCACUGGAGCUUUUCUCAACGAUGAAACAAGAAGGGUUUAAGCCUAAUAAAAUUACUUUCAUUGGUGUCUUAUGUGCUUGUACACAUGCAGGCUUCAUUGACGAGGGUGUACAGUAUUUCUAUUCAAUGGAAAGAGAUUAUGGGAUUCUUCCUCGAGUUAAGCAUUAUGGUUGCAUGAUUGACCUUUUGGGCCGGGGUGGACAUCUUAAGGAGGCUUUUAGACUUGUGCACAGCAUGCCAUUUGAACCGAAUGCCGUUAUUUGGGGUACCCUUUUGGGAGCGUGCCGAAUGCAUAAUGCUUUAGAACUUGCUCGGGAGGCACUUGAUCACCUGGUUAAAUUGGAACCAUCGGAUCCUGGUAAUUACUCUAUGUUGUCAAACAUUUAUGAAGCAGCAGGAGACUGGGACAACGUUGCUAGUGUAAGGCUACUUAUGAGAAGCACUGGAAUUCAAAAGCCAUCGGGGGCUAGUUCUAUUGAAGUGGACAACGAGGUCCAUGAAUUUACAGUAUACGAUAGAUUGCACCCUAAAUCGGAAAAGAUAUAUGAGAUGAUUGACACAUUGGGCCAAGAUCUUAAUGAGGCCAGGUAUGUCCCAAAGGUACCAGUAGACGUUGGUGAGGGGGUGAUUUAGGACCUAGAAGCUUGGCCUCCACUGAUGGAAUGGAAAAAGAACAGAGCAAAACAAGAAAGAAAGCGAAGAUAAGAAGAAAGAAUAAAUGAAGAGUUGAAAGAAGUUGAUUGGCGGUAAGA
Molecule: messenger RNA, 1949 nt
Organism: Pistacia vera
Lineage: Eukaryota; Viridiplantae; Streptophyta; Magnoliopsida; Sapindales; Anacardiaceae
Product: pentatricopeptide repeat-containing protein At3g29230-like
Exons: 1
Biological process (GO): RNA modification
Molecular function (GO): RNA binding; protein binding
Source: RefSeq, a predicted model, not a curated record